Molecule: messenger RNA, 1105 nt
Organism: Paecilomyces variotii
Lineage: Eukaryota; Fungi; Ascomycota; Eurotiomycetes; Eurotiales; Thermoascaceae
Exons: 1
Coding region: 163-972 (269 amino acids)
Biological process (GO): double-strand break repair via homologous recombination; resolution of meiotic recombination intermediates
Cellular component (GO): RecQ family helicase-topoisomerase III complex; nuclear body
Source: RefSeq, a predicted model, not a curated record
UCUUCCUCUAGCUGAGAGUCUAGGGAGGGAUUCUCUGUAUGACCGUUUCUAUAUUUUAGUACUUCCCAGCAUAUACCAUGUCUUGAUGUGCUACAAACAAAUCAAUUCUACUCGAACACGCCACUUACGAACACAACCCCCUCCAUCGCCCAAUCCCACACCAUGUCGAUCAACCAAGCUCACUCGCACAUCCUCACGCACCUCCAAAACACCAAAUCCCUCACCGUCUCCGAACGGUGGCUCAGCCAAUUCCUCACCUCCGUGAACGCCUCACAGCGCACAAUCCCUCUUUCCGCACUGACUCAAACCGCGCUCUUCCGCAUCCUCGCGUCCGAUUUCACCGAGUCACUCUCGAGAUCAGACUCCUCCGCCCUCCUCCCUGCCGACAUAUCCGAUCCAGCCGUCCAAGAACGUCGGAUCUUGGGUCCCGUACCGGUACAAGUCCUAGAUAUAGACGAUAUCGGCUCUAGUCUCUGGAGCCAAGUCGAGGCCAUCGAGCGCGUCGAGCGGGGAGAAGCUAUUCGCGGCCGAGAGAUCAUCCGAACUGUCAACGUGGAUGAUACGCCCACAGAGGAGCAUGAUCGAUCCACCACGAACGGGAGCUCGAACGCGAAUGGAGCAAAUGCAACGGUUAAUCGCACCACUGCUGAUCCGGGCUCAAACACUGCGGGAAACGGACCUCAUCGUCUCGUAUUGCAGGAUGCGGCAGGGACGAAUGUUACUGCCAUCGAAUUGAAAGCAAUUGAUGGUAUUGGUAUUGGGAAAUUGCCUAUUGGGGCGAAGAUGGUGCUGAAGAAUGCGACUGUUGCGAGAGGGAUGGUUCUUUUGGAGCCUGAGUGCGUGACUUUGCUUGGAGGGAAGGUUGAAGCGGCCGAUAAGGCUUGGAAAGAGGGUUUAAAGGGAAGGUUAGUGGCGCGCCUUGAGGAGAUGCAGGUGGAGGGUCAGAAUGGUGAUGAUAGGAUGGAAGAAUAAAUGGAGUAAACUUUUACGGCGUAUGUGAGAUGGAUUUAUGAUACCCAGGUUUUAUAUCGCGAAAAUCGCAUUUGAGAUUACGAGUUAAUACAUAUAUCUAGUUAUAGAGGGAAACGACGAUUAUAAAAUAGAA